This is a messenger RNA of Musa acuminata subsp. malaccensis (wild Malaysian banana), 4033 nucleotides long. Its product is annotated as DNA (cytosine-5)-methyltransferase CMT2. Lineage: Eukaryota; Viridiplantae; Streptophyta; Magnoliopsida; Zingiberales; Musaceae. Gene Ontology annotation, molecular function: DNA (cytosine-5-)-methyltransferase activity; chromatin binding; DNA binding. Gene Ontology annotation, biological process: negative regulation of gene expression via chromosomal CpG island methylation. Gene Ontology annotation, cellular component: nucleus. The record is from RefSeq and is a predicted model, not a curated record.
GUCUCCGAUUCCCAGGGCUUUGGGGAUCAAUCGCCCAUGGAGGGCGAUGGCUCCCCACGCAGGUCUCCAGGAAUGCUGGCGCCUCCACAGCCCGAUCAGGAUGCCGUCGAGAACGGACUCGCUUACUCGUCGCCAACGUCGCCCAGACCGUCGGAGCCGCCGCCGCCGUUGGACUCUUUGACGGGCGAAGGUUGUUUUUCUUCCCAGAACGUUGAGGCGAAUAGCGUGCGGCAGUCACCGAGGAUGAUGAGAUUCCCCGGCCCUGGCUCGGACUACCCCAUUUUUGAGGCUUCAUCUGCUAAUCAAGAUGCCGCCAAAAAUGGCUGCAUUGGUUCAUCACCAAUGAAGCUUGGAUCGCCAAAGCCAUCGGUAUAUUCUUUGAAGCGCAAUUCUUGUUCGUUUGGACAAAAGGCCAAGAAGAAUGACCUGUGGCGGUUACUGAGGGCCUUGAUAUCAACCAGGACCCUAUCGGGUUCCACUCUGGUUAGUAAUGAUGGUUCCAAUAUUGUGGCUAAAAAUGGUGGCUUGCGCCGCUCCGCAAGGAUAUCCAGAGCUGAAAAUUCUAGCUCAAACUUUACAGCGAAUAACGACGACUGCAUGACCACUCAUGAAAAGUUGUUGGAGAAAGGCAAUUUAAGGCGCUCGCCAAGAAUCAAUAUGGUUAGUAAUGAUGUUUCCACUCUGGUUAGUAAUGAUGGUUCCAAGGUUGUCGCUAAAAAUGGUGGCUUGCGCCGAUCGGCGAGAAUAUCCAGAACUGAGAAUUCUAGCUCAAACGUUAUAGUGAGUGACGGUGAUUGCAUGACCGCUCCUCGUGUCAAGUUGUUGGAGAAAGGAAAUUUAAGGUGCUCACCAAGAAUCAAUAUGAGAUCCUUCAGUGAGAGUGGGAAAUCCAAUGAUUUGAAUGGUGAUACACAUCCAAAGAAGCUUGAGAGCAGGAAAUCACCUGGGAUGAAAGAUUCACGGCCUCCUAAGAAGCUGAAGCUCUCUUCAAAUGAAGUAUUAGUACAUCCUAUUAACCCGAAUGUCACUUCUGAAUCAAGUAAGCUGUGCAACAAUAAUAAUGCAUGCUUCUUUGUUGGCGAGACUGUGCCGGAGGAGGUGGCAAGGCAGAGGUGGCCCCACCGCUUUGGUUGGAAGGAUAAAGGGGGAAAUAGAAAGAGCAGUACCUCCAACAUUGAUGAUGAAGAUGAAAUCAUCCUAGAUGUUAAAUGCCACUACCAAAAAGCUAGCAUAUGCGGAUGCCUAUUCGACAUUGGAGAUUGUGCAUAUGUAAAGGGUCCAAAACACAAGCCCAAUUAUAUUGGCAGGAUCUUGGAAUUUUUUGAAACAAAAAAAGGGGACUACUACUGUAGAGUGCAAUGGUUCUUUCGAGCUGAAGAUACUGUUUUGAAAGAACAAGCAGCACUCCAUGAUAGAAAGCGACUUUUCUACUCUGACCUAAAGAAUGACAACUUAUUAGAUUGCCUUGUUUCAAAAGUUCGGAUUGCAGAAGUUCCUGCCAGUGAAUGCUUGGAGUCUAAAUCUAUUCCUUCAUGUUAUUUUUAUUGUGACAUGAAAUACUCCGUGGAAUAUUCUUCAUUCUAUAAUAUGCAGUGCAGAAAAGGCAAUGUUGACCUUGCAUUGGAAAAGACAGAGCUAGGUUUAUUAGAUCUAUAUUCUGGCUGUGGUGGGAUGUCAACUGGGCUUUGCUUUGGAGCUCAUUUCGCUGGUGUAAAACUUGUGUCGAGAUGGGCAGUUGACUCCGAUGAGGCUGCUUGCGAAAGUUUUAAACUUAAUCAUAAAGAAACUCAAGUUAGAAAUGAGUCUGCCGAUGAUUUCUUUAGCUUAUUGAAAGAAUGGAGAAAACUCUGCAAAAAAUAUUGUGUAAAUGUUGGUAAACUAGGAGAUUCUUGUUCAAAGAACUUUAUACUGAAAUACUCUAAGAGGAUUACUGACUCAAACUUCAAGAUCUCAGAUGGAGAAUACGAAGUACUGAAGAUAGUUGAUAUAUGUUAUGGAGAUCCCACUAGUACAGGAAAAUCUGGUUUAAAAUUCAAGGUACGAUGGAAGGGCUAUGGUCCUGGUGAGGAUACCUGGGAACCAAUGGAAAGUUUAAGCAAUUGUGAAGGACGACUAAGAGAAUUUGUGACAGAAGGGUUCAAGUCAAAAUUAUUACCACUUCCUGGGGAUGUAGAUGUGGUGUGUGGAGGCCCUCCAUGUCAAGGUAUUAGUGGCUAUAAUAGGUAUAGGAAUUUUAGUGCACCUUUAGACGAUGAAAAAAAUCGACAAAUAGUAGUUUUCAUGGACAUUGUACAAUAUUUGAAGCCUAAAUAUGUUUUAAUGGAAAAUGUGGUGGAUAUCUUGAGCUUUGCUAAUGCUACACUUGGACGAUAUGCUCUAAGUCGUUUAGUUUCUAUCAACUACCAAGCUAGACUUGGGAUCAUGGCUGCUGGUUGUUAUGGUGUUCCACAAUUUCGUUUGCGUGCCUUUCUAUGGGGGUGUCACCCUAAUGAGAAACUGCCUCCAUUUCCAUUACCAACUCAUGAGGUGAUUCUGAAGAGAGGUUCCCCAGUGGAAUUUGAGCGUAAUCUUGUUGGGUAUGAUGAAGACCAACCACGGGUGCUUGAGAAAGAAGUCAUCCUUGAGGAUGCCAUUGCUGAUCUUCCAUUAGUCAAACAUUCAGAAGACAUGGAUCAGAUGCCAUAUGGAAAAAGCCCUCAAACCGAAUUCCAGCGAUACAUUCGGAUGCCAAAAGAUGAAAUGUUGGGACUCAAAGAAAAUGGUGCAAAAAUAUCUAAAUCUAUGUUGUAUGAUCAUUGCACUUUACCACUAGGGGAGGAUGAUUAUUUAAGAAUUUCACAAAUUCCACGAAAAAAGGGAGCAAAUUUUAGAGACCUCCCUGGUGUCAUUGUUGGUUCUGAUAAUUCUGUGCAAUUUGACCCCACAAGAGAGAGAGUACUGCUACCAUCUGGAAGACCACUGGUCCCAGAUUAUGCCAUGAACUUUGGACAUGGAAAGUCAUUAAGACCUUUUUCUCGUCUAUGGUGGGAUGAAAUAGUGCCAACUGUAAUCACCAUACCUAAUUUUCGCUGCCAGGCUAUGAUACAUCCUGAGCAGGAUCGGACCCUUAGUAUCCGUGAAUGUGCAAGGUUGCAGGGCUUCCCUGAUUUCUACAGAUUCUAUGGGACAGUGGAAGAAAGAUAUCGCCAGAUCGGCAAUGCUGUAGCUGUUCCAGUCGGCCGCACUCUGGGUUAUGCUUUGGCUAUGUCAUGGCUAAGAAAAAGUGGAGAUGAGCCUUUGAUGACACUCCCAUCUAACUUCUCAUUCUUAUGCAAACUCCCUACCUCUUCUUAGGAAUUUAUCUUGUGAACAUAAUCCUCUCUUUGUCAACUCCAUUGAGCUCUAAGAUUUUUACUCAAGGCCUACCUUGAUCGAGAGGGAUAAAUUCUCCUUACUAUUGAUAAUUUGACCCUCUGCUCAUUUAAUCCUUUGAACCUGUAACCAAUCCGACUAAUGCUAUUAAGAUUCAACUGAACAUAGAUGAAUUUCUUUCUCCCAUUCCUUAAAGAAAAUUCGUGUCUGCAUUUAGAAAUCAUCCUGUAAAUUAGAUCUUUGCCCAUUGACUUGUUGUUCAUUAGCUUUCCUCAAUCCAUUGUUCCUCUACUGGGGAGGGUGACUUUCCAUGCGUCUCCAUCGUUGGUGGUCUACUGGUUGAUUACAUUUGGCAUUUGAUGCAAGUUGUCCGAGAGGCUGUUGUUGUUGCUGAUUGUGUAACUUUCUAUUGGGAGCUCUAUCUGAUCUGAAGAAGAAUUAUAGUAAAAUCAUCUGUCUGAGUUAGGGCAUUUGUAUUGCUUACAGUAGUGACUGACAAAGACUUGUCUUUGGCAGUGUAAUAUAGUGACAAUUCCCUGUUGUAUUAAUCUUAUUUGGGUUCUCCAAUCUUCCAAGAAUAAGAAAACGGAUAGAUGGAAGAAACUUGUUGCUUGUGCUGCCAUUUUUCUUAGAACGGAAAACGGAUGUGUUACAAAUGAAUUGAUUUCAUCUGGUUGCUUAA